Mangifera indica (mango) is the source of this 477-nucleotide messenger RNA. RefSeq names its product cytochrome c oxidase subunit 5C-like. The transcript is spliced from 2 exons. NCBI's taxonomy places the organism in Eukaryota, Viridiplantae, Streptophyta, Magnoliopsida, Sapindales, Anacardiaceae. The coding region runs from base 21 to 320 and encodes 99 amino acids. The record is from RefSeq and is a predicted model, not a curated record.
UGGCAAAAUAGAGAUUUACUAUGUUGCAACUAAAAGGGAAGUUGGAAUAUAUAAGCCAAUCGAGUCUCCAGAACGCCUAUUCACACAAUUGGAUUUUGCGCAUUUUCUUCUCAGACUCACUCAGUGAAAUGGCUGCCCACAAGAUUGCUCAUGCCACAUUGAAAGGACCAAAUGUUGUCAAGGAGAUAUGUGGUGCGAUUGUAAUUGCCUUUGCAGUUGGUGGUAUUUGGAAAAUGCAUCACUGGAAUGAGCAGAGGAAAGUGAGGGCAUUUUAUGAUAUGCUCGAGAAAGGUGAAAUUAGUGUUGUUGCAGAAGAUUAAACUUUUCUUUUAGUUCCAUUUUGUGAUUUUAUUUGGCAAAUAAGCUAAGAUGUUCAUGCUUAGUUGUGGUCUUUAAUGAAUAAAUUGAUGCAUUGAGAUGUGGAUGUCAUUAUUGCACUAUAAAUUGUCAAGAUUCAUUGUUUUCAUUUGCCCACAA